AUUUUUUUUUCUCGUCGUGUCUGUGUGUGCUUAAUUAUUUGUUGUGAAAAUUAAGCGCUAUUCGUGUGAAUAAAACGUUAAAAAUUUGCAUUUAACUGCAAGAAUGGCAUCCGAAGAAGAUAAUGAUGAUAAUUUUCAAGAAGAGGAAGAGGCUUUAGAGGAUAAUGCACAGGUGGCCGAGUUGUCCAAUGAUUCUGAUGCUCCCUUAAAACCAAAUAAUGACGAAGAUGAUGAUUACGAUCCCGAAGAUAAUCGUAAGAAGAAGAAGGGCAAGAAACGUAAAACCAAAAAGGGCGAAGAGAAGGGUCGCAAAAAGAAGAAGCGCAAGAAGAAUGAAAGCGAAGAGGAUAGCGAUUUUGUUCAACACGAUGAAGAAGUGGAAUAUCCCAGCACCUCAUCGAAACGUGGACGUAAACGCAAAGAGGAGAAGCAAGCCGCCAAGGAGAAGGAAUCAUCGGCAACUUCAGGCAUGCCCUCUGUGGAAGAUGUGUGCUCCGCUUUCAGUGUCUGCGAUGUGGAAAUCGAAUACAGCGAAGAGGAGUUGCAGAAUUUGACCACAUAUAAAUUGUUUAUGCAACAUGUGCGUCCCAUAUUACAGAAGGAGAAUCCCAAAAUAGCGGCAGCCAAACUGAUGAUGUUGGUGGCCGCCAAAUGGCGUGAGUUCUGCGAAAGUAAUCCGCAUAUCCAGCAGGAGCAGCAGGGACAAUCGGGACGUAGCAAUUCGGCAGGUGGUAAUGAUGAGCCCGAGGAGCCGCGUUCAUCGCGCUCAUCGCGCAAUGAGAAACCCGAUGACAUUUACGAGGAGGCCGAAGAGGAGGAAGAGGAAGAGGAGGAGGAAAAGAAGCCCCGCCGCAAACGCAGCGGACGUGGCAAGAAGGUACGACGUCCAUUGAGUAAGGUACCAACAUUGAAGAUUAAGUUUGGCAAGCGUAAACGCGAUAGCUCCGACGAUGAGCAAGAUGCCAGCGGUGCAUCUGAACGGGAUUCGGAUUUGGAAUUUGAGCGAAUGCUCCAGAAAUCGGAUGACAGUGCCGAUGAGAAGGAGGCAUCAACUGCGGCCUCCAGUAGCAAGGCGGACAAGGAAGCCGCAGCAGCGGCAUCUGCAUCAUCGGCAGCGGGAGGAGCCACACCGGCGGGCGGUGAUGAUGUGCCCGUGGUGAGGAAGAAGGCAAAGACCAAGAUUGGCAACAAGUUCAAGAAGAAGAACAAACUAAAGAAAACCAAGAACUUCCCCGAGGGCGAGGACGGCGAGCAUGAGCAUCAGGAUUAUUGUGAGGUGUGCCAACAAGGCGGUGAGAUUAUUCUAUGCGACACCUGUCCAAGGGCAUACCAUUUGGUUUGCCUCGAACCGGAACUGGACGAGCCGCCAGAGGGCAAAUGGUCGUGUCCGCAUUGCGAGGCCGAUGGCGGUGCCGCCGAAGAGGAGGACGAUGACGAGCAUCAGGAAUUCUGUCGCGUAUGCAAGGAUGGCGGUGAAUUGCUCUGCUGCGAUUCCUGCCCGUCGGCCUAUCACACAUUCUGUUUGAAUCCACCGCUGGACACCAUACCCGAUGGCGAUUGGCGUUGCCCGCGCUGCAGUUGUCCACCGCUGACCGGCAAGGCGGAGAAGAUUAUCACCUGGCGUUGGGCUGUCCAUCGCAAUGCCGCCGGUGAUGAGCAGCCUUCGACCUCGAAGGGAGCUGCCAAGCCAUGUCGCAUACGAGAGUAUUUCAUUAAGUGGCACAACAUGUCCUAUUGGCAUUGCGAAUGGGUCUCGGAGGUGCAACUGGAUGUACAUCAUCCGUUGAUGAUCAGAUCCUUCCAGAGGAAAUACGAUAUGGAGGAGCCACCCAAGUUCGAGGAGUCACUGGACGAGGCUGACACCCGCUUCAAGCGUAUCCAGCGGCACAAGGACAAGGUGGGCAUGAAGGGUGGCGACGACGAUGACGAACAGCAGCUGGAGGAGAAAUUCUAUAAGAAUGGUGUCAAACCCGAAUGGUUGAUUGUCCAGCGUGUCAUCAAUCACAGGACUGCGCGUGAUGGCAGCUCCAUGUAUCUGGUGAAAUGGCGUGAAUUGCCAUACGACAAGUCCACCUGGGAGGAAGAGGGCGACGAUAUACAGGGCCUAAGACAGGCAAUUGAUUACUAUCAGGAUCUGCGGGCUGUUUGCACAUCCGAGAAUACGCGCUCCAGCAGCAAGAAGAAUAAAAAGGGACGCAAAACCAAGUCCAAGGUCGAACUCGACGACGAGGAUCGACCAGUUAAGCAUUAUACACCGCCGCCGGAUAAACCGACGACAGAUCUAAAGAAGAAAUAUGAAGGACAGCCGGCAUUCCUGGAGAACACGGGCAUGCAAUUGCAUCCGUAUCAGAUUGAGGGUAUCAAUUGGUUGCGCUAUAGCUGGGGCCAAGGCAUCGAUACCAUACUGGCCGAUGAGAUGGGUCUCGGCAAGACCAUUCAGACGGUGACAUUCUUGUAUUCAUUGUACAAGGAGGGCCAUUGCCGUGGACCAUUUCUGGUCGCUGUGCCGCUCUCCACUCUGGUGAAUUGGGAGCGUGAAUUCGAAUUGUGGGCACCGGAUUUCUAUUGCAUCACCUACAUUGGCGACAAGGACUCCCGUGCCGUGAUACGUGAGAAUGAGCUGAGCUUUGAGGAGGGCGCCAUCAGGGGAACCAAAGUGUCGCGUUUGCGCACCACUCAGUACAAAUUCAAUGUCCUAUUGACCAGCUACGAGCUAAUCUCCAUGGAUGCCCCAUGUCUGGGCAGCAUCGAUUGGGCCGUCCUCGUGGUUGACGAAGCGCAUCGUCUGAAGAGUAAUCAGAGUAAAUUCUUUCGCAUUCUGAACAGCUAUACGAUUGCCUAUAAACUGCUAUUGACUGGCACACCAUUGCAAAAUAAUCUGGAAGAGUUGUUCCAUUUGCUGAAUUUCCUGAGUCGCGACAAGUUUAACGAUCUGCAGGCUUUCCAAGGCGAAUUCGCCGAUGUGUCCAAGGAGGAGCAAGUGAAGCGUUUGCAUGAAAUGCUCGGACCGCAUAUGUUGCGUCGCCUCAAGACCGAUGUGCUCAAGAAUAUGCCCUCGAAAUCGGAAUUCAUUGUCCGUGUGGAGUUGUCGGCCAUGCAAAAGAAAUUCUACAAAUUCAUCUUGACCAAGAACUAUGAGGCAUUGAAUUCCAAGAGCGGUGGUGGUUCCUGUUCCCUGAUCAACAUUAUGAUGGAUCUGAAGAAAUGCUGCAAUCAUCCAUAUCUGUUUCCCUCAGCUGCCGAAGAGGCACUCACCUCGGCUGGUGGCCUCUACGAGAUCAACUCGUUGACCAAGGCGGCCGGCAAAUUGGUUUUACUCUCCAAGAUGCUAAAGCAAUUGAAAUCGCAGAAUCAUCGUGUACUCAUCUUCUCGCAGAUGACCAAGAUGUUGGACAUCUUGGAGGAUUUCCUCGAGGGGGAGCAAUACAAGUAUGAGCGCAUUGAUGGCAGCAUUACGGGAGCAGUGCGUCAGGAGGCCAUCGAUCGUUUCAAUGCGCCGGGAGCUCAGCAAUUUGUCUUCCUGUUGAGUACUCGUGCCGGUGGUUUGGGUAUUAAUUUGGCUACAGCCGAUACUGUCAUCAUUUAUGAUUCGGAUUGGAAUCCGCACAAUGACAUUCAGGCCUUUUCGCGUGCCCAUCGUAUCGGUCAGGCGAACAAGGUGAUGAUCUAUCGUUUUGUCACCAGAAAUUCGGUGGAGGAGCGUGUCACCCAAGUGGCCAAGCGAAAGAUGAUGCUCACCCAUUUGGUUGUGCGUCCCGGCAUGGGUGGCAAGGGGGCCAAUUUCACCAAGCAGGAAUUGGACGAUAUUCUGCGUUUCGGCACCGAGGAUCUCUUCAAGGAGGAUGACAAAGAGGAGGCCAUUCAUUAUGAUGACAAGGCGGUGGCUGAGCUACUGGACCGCAGUAAUCGUGGCAUUGAGGAGAAGGAGUCCUGGGCCAAUGAGUAUCUCUCAUCGUUCAAGGUGGCCUCGUAUGCCACCAAAGAGGAGGAGGAGGAGGAGGAGACAGAAAUUAUUAAACAGGAAGCUGAGAACUCAGAUCCCGCCUAUUGGGUCAAAUUGUUGCGUCAUCACUACGAGCAGCAUCAGGAGGAUGUCGGACGUAGUCUGGGCAAGGGCAAGCGUGUCCGCAAGCAAGUCAACUACACAGAUGGCGGCGUUGUGGCCGCCGAUACGUCACGCGACGAUUCCAACUGGCAGGACAAUGGCAGUGAAUACAAUUCAGAGUAUUCGGCCGGUUCCGAUGAGGAUGGCGGCGACGAUGACUUCGAUGAGCAGAAUGGAGGCGAACGCAAGGCCAAGCGAAGAUUGGAGCGUCGUGACGAUCGUCCAUUGCCGCCAUUGCUGGCCCGGGUGGGUGGUAACAUCGAGGUCCUUGGCUUCAAUGCCCGCCAGCGGAAGAGUUUCCUCAAUGCCAUCAUGCGAUAUGGCAUGCCGCCGCAGGAUGCCUUCAAUUCGCAGUGGCUGGUCAGAGAUUUGCGUGGUAAAUCCGAAAGGAACUUCAAGGCCUACGUCUCACUCUUUAUGCGUCAUCUGUGUGAGCCCGGUGCGGAUAAUGCGGAAACCUUUGCCGACGGUGUACCCCGUGAGGGUCUCUCCCGCCAGCAUGUGCUCACCCGCAUUGGCGUCAUGUCGCUUAUCCGCAAGAAGGUGCAGGAAUUCGAACACAUCAAUGGCUAUUACAGUAUGCCCGAGUUGAUAUUGAAGCCAUGUGAGCCAGUUCGUGCAUUGACCAAGGCGGAAACAGCUGCUGCGGCAGAAACCGCAGCUCCAGCGGCAGCGGCAGCGGCUGCUGCCAAGCCAGCCACAACCACGGAGGUGGAUAAGAGUGCAACCACUAGCAACAGCGCAACACCAGCUACAAGUGCUGCUCCCAGUCCGGCUCCUGCUUCAGAAAAGGGAGAGGAUAAGGAGAAGGACAAAGACAAAGACAAAGAUAAGGAUAAGGAUAAGGACAACAAAGAGAAGGAGGCAGCCGAGGCAAAGGAGAAGGGUACACCCGAAAAGACUGCUGAGCUCAAGCAAGAACAGACCGAGAAAACCGCUGCUGAUGCCUCUGAGGCUUCUGCUGACAGCAAAAAAUCAACAUCUGCUGAGGUCAAGAAAGAGCAAGAGGCAGACGAGGCCACCGCUGACAGUUCCGCAGCCGCCGCCGCUGCCGCAGCAGGAGAAGUUAAAUCCGAAUCGGAGGUCAAAACAGAGACAGCCAAGGUUGAACCCAAGGAGGAAGCAGCAGCAGCAGCAGGAGGAGCUUCUACUGCCGCCGCCGCCGCCAAGGUUGCAACCAAGGAAGAGACCAAAAAAGAAGACGAUGAGAAGGAGAAGCCAACAGCAGCAGCAGCUCCAGCAGCUCCAGUUGAGGACAAGAAGCCCACAACAAUCAUUGACGACGAUGAUGAUGAUGUGAUGAUUGUGAAAGAAGAUGGCGAAUUGGAAAAGCCCAGCGCCAGUUCACCCAAGGAUCAGAAGGCUAUAGCAGCAGCCGCAGCGACAGCUGCCACUGCUGCUGGUGGUGGUGGUGCAGCAGCCGCAGCGACUGGAGCCACAACUGCCUCGGGCAAAUUGGUUGAGGAUAGCCUGGAAGUGCUUAAACGUAAAUUCAUGUUCAAUAUUGCCGAUGGCGGUUUCACUGAACUGCACACCCUCUGGCUGAACGAGGAGAAGGCAGCUGUGCCCGGACGUGAAUACGAGAUUUGGCAUCGUCGUCAUGACUAUUGGCUGUUGGCCGGCAUUGUUACCCAUGGCUAUGGCCGUUGGCAGGACAUCCAGAACGAUAUACGUUUCGCCAUCAUCAACGAGCCCUUCAAAAUGGAUGUGGGCAAGGGCAAUUUCCUGGAGAUUAAGAACAAAUUCCUUGCACGGCGUUUCAAGUUGCUGGAGCAAGCUCUGGUCAUUGAGGAGCAAUUGAGGCGUGCAGCCUUCUUGAAUCUCGCCCAGGAUCCCAGCCAUCCGGCUAUGUCGCUCAAUGCCCGGUUCGCCGAGGUCGAAUGUCUGGCUGAAUCGCAUCAGCAUCUGAGUAAGGAAUCGCUGGCUGGCAAUAAACCAGCCAAUGCUGUGCUCCAUAAGGUGCUCAACCAGUUGGAGGAGUUGCUAUCCGACAUGAAGAGCGAUGUGUCCCGCCUGCCGGCCACAUUGGCCCGCAUUCCCCCGGUGGCUCAGCGUCUGCAGAUGUCUGAGCGUUCGAUUCUAUCACGAUUGGCGGCCACGGCCGGCAAUGCCUCCAAUGCGGCACAACUGAUGGCUCAAUUCCCGGCUGGAUUCCAGGGCACAACUUUGCCGGCCUUUACCGGCGGACCGGCUGGCAAUUUUGCAAAUUUCCGACCACAGUUCUCUGUGCCCGGCCAGCUAUCGAAUAACUCGGGCAAUUAAGUGCGCGGCAUCGCAUCGCAUCUUCUCCUGCAUAAACACACACUUCUUUUGUCCUUUAAUCUCUAACUUAAAAGCAUUCAUAUAUUCCAUAAAUGGAAAAAAGAAAACACUACAAAAAAAAAAAAGAAAAGAAAAAGAAACACAUAUUUUACUCAAGCUUAGAAUUUACAAACAAAUAUUUAUCAUAAUCAUUAUUUGCAAUGAAAAUGCGCUAAGAAAAAGAAGAAAGAAAGAAAGAAAAACAGAAGAAGCAACGACGACGACGACAAAGAUGAAAGAGAAAACAAAUUACCAUUUCCACAUUUGACACGAAUCCACAAAUCCAACCCCCCCACCCCACCCAUUGACUUUGCUGGGUGGUGUGUGGGGAGGUUAACAAUUAAAUAUAAUGCUUACUUAUCGUGUUAAAAAUCAACAACAACAACAAACCAACCACAAUAUUCUCUAGAUACAAUAUUAUAAAUGUAUUGAAUUCCAUUGCAAAAAACA
This is a messenger RNA of Drosophila willistoni, 6856 nucleotides long. RefSeq names its product chromodomain-helicase-DNA-binding protein Mi-2 homolog (gene Mi-2). NCBI's taxonomy places the organism in Eukaryota, Metazoa, Arthropoda, Insecta, Diptera, Drosophilidae. Bases 104 to 6367 code for a protein of 2087 amino acids. The record is from RefSeq and is a predicted model, not a curated record. The transcript has 5 exons. Gene Ontology annotation, biological process: chromatin remodeling; negative regulation of transcription by RNA polymerase II. Gene Ontology annotation, molecular function: DNA binding; ATP binding; ATP-dependent chromatin remodeler activity. Gene Ontology annotation, cellular component: chromatin; nucleus.